AAAAGAAAAAUAUUAAUUACAAUGAACCUUCAAAGCUUCUUCCUUUUUCCUCCAAUGGCUGUGGCUAUUCAUCCCUUGGUCUCUCUUUGACCCAGUUCUCUUUAUUCAAUCAAAUCAUCUAUCCCUCUUGUUCAGGUUUCCCAUCUCUUCCUCUUUCUCUUUCAAUCCCCAAAACCCCACCAUUUCAAUGCGAAAGCUUCAUUCUUUAUUGAGCUUUUUUGGUUGACUGUGAGAGAAUUAAUCCAUAAAUCCUUCCUCAUCACCCAAAACCCCAAGAAAAAUCCAAUCUUUUUUCCGCACAGUGGAAAAGAUUGAAUCUUUGGAGCAUUUGAAGCCCCAAAGAUCUAAUCUUUGGUCUCGAAAGAUCCAAUCUUGAGGAGGAAUCGUUGAGAAAAGCAAUGGAGCAGUCGUCUUCUUUACAGCCUCCUUCUUCAUCUAAGCCCGCAUCGGUGCUUCCCUACAAGACCCCCAACCUCCGGGACCAUUACCGUGUGGGCAGGAAGCUAGGGCAAGGCCAGUUUGGUACCACCUAUCUCUGUGUGGACAAAGCUGAUGGCAAGGAGUAUGCUUGCAAGUCUAUCCCUAAGCGCAAGCUCUUGUGCAGAGAGGACUAUGAGGAUGUGUGGCGUGAGAUCCAGAUAAUGCACCACCUAUCGGAGCACGCUCACGUGGUCAGGAUUAGAGGAGCUUAUGAGGACACACUCUUUGUGCAUUUGGUGAUGGAAUUGUGCGCUGGAGGGGAGUUGUUUGAUAGGAUCAUUCAGAAGGGGCACUUCAGUGAGAGAAAGGCUGCUCAGCUUAUUAAGACUAUUGUUGGGGUUGUGGAGGCUUGCCAUUCACUCGGCGUCAUGCACCGGGAUCUCAAGCCAGAGAAUUUCUUGUUUUCUAGUGGUGAUGAGGAAGCUGCUCUCAAGGCCACUGAUUUUGGGCUCUCUGUUUUCUACAAGCCUGGGGAUACCUUCUCUGAUGUGGUUGGAAGUCCGUACUAUGUCGCACCAGAGGUGCUGCGGAAGCUGUAUGGUCCAGAAGCAGAUGUAUGGAGUGCUGGAGUCAUCUUGUAUAUUUUGUUAAGUGGUGUUCCACCAUUUUGGGCAGAAACGGAAGCCGGAAUUUUCAGACAGAUCUUGCAGGGGCGUUUGGACUUCGAGUCAGAACCUUGGCCAUGCAUUUCUGAAAGUGCGAAAGACCUGAUACGCAGAAUGCUUAAUCGAGAUCCAAAGAAAAGAUUCACAGCUCAUGAAGUUUUAAGCCACCCAUGGAUUGUCGAUGACAGAGUAGCUCCUGAUAAGCCUCUUGACUCUGCUGUUUUAUCUCGACUGAAGCAUUUCUCAGCUAUGAACAAACUUAAAAAGAUGGCACUGCGAGUCAUUGCAGAAAGUCUCUCAGAAGAAGAAAUCGGUGGUUUGAAGGAGUUGUUCAAAAUGAUUGAUACUGACAACAGCGGGACAAUAACGUUUGACGAACUCAAAGAUGGGCUGAGGAGAGUCGGGUCAGAAUUGAUGGAAUCUGAAAUCCAGGCACUAAUGAAUGCGGCUGAUAUAGACAAUAGUGGGACCAUUGACUAUGGUGAAUUUCUCGCUGCGACCGUGCAUCUUAACAAGUUGGAGAGAGAAGAAAAUUUGAUGUCGGCAUUCUCCUUUUUUGAUAAAGACGGGAGUGGUUAUAUAACAAUCGAUGAACUUUCCCAAGCAUGCCGAGAAUUUGGCCUGGAUGACGUUCAUCUUGAAGAAAUGAUCAAAGAAAUUGAUCAAGAUAAUGAUGGUCAAAUAGAUUACAAUGAGUUUGCAGCAAUGAUGCGAAAGGGCAAUGCAGGAGGAGGUGGAAUUGGAAGAAGAACAAUGAGAAACACUUUGAAUACCAACUUAGGUGAUGCUCUGAGGAUUACAAACAACACAUUGCCGUAGCUGGAGCUUGAGAUUUGGUUUUUUCUUUGUGAGCUGAAAAUGAUAUUUGAGUUUUUGAUGCAAUCUGUUUUGAAUAGACUUAACAAUACCUGCUGGUAAUGUUCAAUUAUGUGGCCAAAGAACAAUGGCUUAGCAAUGAACGCAUAGUAUUGCUUAGAUUGAUCAAUUGAAUGUCAUGUCCUCUGUAAAUUUUCUUCA
Messenger RNA from Dioscorea cayenensis subsp. rotundata (Guinea yam), 2102 nucleotides. RefSeq names its product calcium-dependent protein kinase 28-like. The transcript is spliced from 7 exons. Gene Ontology annotation, biological process: peptidyl-serine phosphorylation; protein autophosphorylation; intracellular signal transduction. Gene Ontology annotation, cellular component: nucleus; cytoplasm. Gene Ontology annotation, molecular function: calmodulin binding; calcium/calmodulin-dependent protein kinase activity; calcium ion binding. The record is from RefSeq and is a predicted model, not a curated record. The coding region runs from base 399 to 1904 and encodes 501 amino acids. Lineage: Eukaryota; Viridiplantae; Streptophyta; Magnoliopsida; Dioscoreales; Dioscoreaceae.